Messenger RNA from Saccostrea cuccullata (small rock oyster), 2388 nucleotides. RefSeq names its product tetratricopeptide repeat protein 12-like. Gene Ontology annotation, molecular function: protein binding. The record is from RefSeq and is a predicted model, not a curated record. Gene Ontology annotation, cellular component: centrosome; cytoplasm. Gene Ontology annotation, biological process: sperm axoneme assembly; axonemal dynein complex assembly. Lineage: Eukaryota; Metazoa; Mollusca; Bivalvia; Ostreida; Ostreidae. The transcript is spliced from 2 exons. Bases 35 to 2242 code for a protein of 735 amino acids.
CAGGUGUGUGUGGUUGCCAGAGAAAAGCGUCAACAUGGCGGGCGACGAUAUAACGAAAGAUUCAAAGAAAUUGGAUGAAUUCAUCAACAAAGUGGAUGAAAUUGAGACUUUGGUGAAAACUCUCAAGUAUGGAGAAGAUAAGGAUGUCAAACAAGCUAUGCAGAAAGCUGAUGAAAUAAUUGCCAAAAACCAAGCACAGCUAAAUGAGAAGUUGAACCAGACAGAAGAUGAGGAGGAGGAAUCUAAGGAACCCUUACCCUCCACCAAAACGGGAUUCAGUAAAACUGUAAUCAACAAGUCCCCCUCCACAGCACCACCUCCCAGUGGUCCCCAGCCAAUGGCACCACCAGAUCAACUAGGUUUUAUGGCAGCCAUGGAAGCAGAUGCAAGAGAGAGGGCAGAAAGGAGAAAAGUUGGUGAGAAGAAGGCUAAUGAGUUGAAAGAGAAAGGAAAUGAAGAAUUCCGACAGGGGAAUUAUGAGAAAGCACUAGAGUUCUAUACAGAGGGACUGACGCAUAUUAAAGAUCAUCUCGCUUUAUGGACCAAUAAGGCACAGACUAACAUUAAAUUAGGUAGAUAUGAAGAUGCUCUUGUUGACUGUGAUUGGGCAAUAAGGGUUUUUAACAACAGCAUGAAAGCCCAUGUUCUGAUGGGAAAGGCUAAUCUUGGUCUUAGGAAAUACAAGGAAGCAAGAGAGGCUUACAAGAAAGCUCUUGAAUGUGACCCAACCAAACAAAACCUGAUCAACGACUACUUGGCAGAAGUUGAUAGGGCGGAACGGACACAGCAGGAGGAAGAUAAGGCAAAGGAGGCUUUUCAGGCAGGUGAUAAAGGCCCUGUAGCUUUACUUCAGCAACUCCAGAAGAAAGACCAGCUUCCUAUUUACUACAGUGGAGGAUUUCAAAUAAUGCAAAAUUUCCUGAAAAACAAUGAAGAACGGACUCUCUUUAGAACAGAGGGAGGAUUCCAAAUUGUUAAUGAACAUCCAUGCUUCUCUAAAUGUUUUUCUGCUUCACCAAAGAGUCUGUCAAAGGAGGAAUUAGAUAUGUUGAACUCCGGAUUGUGCAUGUUCAGUUUGGCUUGUGAAGAUAAUGAGAAGAAUCAGGAAGUUUUCUUGUGUAUCGAAGGGAUGCCUGACAAACUGAUGAGGUUCAUGGAAGUGAAAAUGAAAGGUCUAGGUCGUGUUCUUAAAUCCAGUUGUGUGAAGAUUCUUCACACAGUGACGAUAUCUGUUAUUGGACGAUCAUUGGUGUUUCAAAAGUUUGACAUUUCCAGAUUACUUACCAUUGUGUUCAACUUGAUCAGAGCAAAUGAUGAUGCUGCAUUAACCGCAGGAUGUGUUCUGAACAAUCUGGCCCUUGACAACAAGUUUAAGCAGCAACUAAGAGAUAAAAUUGAAAUAAGUGUCAUACCGGCUUUUGAAAAUCUUUUGAAGGAGGGAUCUAGUAAACAGUCCGUUCUACCCUCCUGUGUCUCCACAAUCACCAACCUCUCCACUGAUGUUGUCAUCAGGAAAAAGAUUUCCGACAGGAAAGAUCUCUGGAAAAUCCUUUUAGACACUGUUUCUAACCACAAACAAAAAUUACCUCAACCUAUCAGUGUGGAGCUUGUGGAAGCUUGCUUAGGCCUCAUAUCUAAUUUGACCCAUGAACAAACUAGUAUGAACUUUAAGGAGUUUAGUCUUCCCAUUUGCAAACAGUGCCUCAUGAUCUGUCAAUCGCUGAAACACUACAAGUUGAUGGUAUCUCGCAGCCUAGGCAUUCUCAGCCACAUCUUACCCUACUCCAUUCCAUCAGUGGACUGGUUUUGUGACAACGUAGGGGUGGAGGUCUUGGUGUUCAUUUUGAAGAACGACGAAGAAUCGGCCAAUAGGAAGUUUGCCCUGAAGGCCCUUACUGGCUGCACUCAGAUAAAUGACCAUGCCCGAAUUUUCGUGGUGGACCACAAAGGAUUGGGGACUCUGAUAAAACAACUGCAAUGUGAGGAUGAGACUGUGAUAGGAAAUGCUGCUCUGUGCCUCAGCCACUGCACCCAGGUGCCCAAAGUUUGUGCAGCCCUAGCAAAGACUGAUAUCAUUAAGGACCUCUUGGUUUUGGCGCGAGAUGGAAAGAAGUCUGGUCUCCAGCAAAAUUGUGCCAUUCUUAUAGCUAAGCUUGCUCAGGGUGAUAAGAGGCAUUUAGAAAGACUACGGGAACUUCAUGGAAUUGACAUUCUACAUGACUGCAUGAAGUACUUGAAAUGAUAAAGUAUUUGAAUGUGUUCUGUUAAUGUAAUGUUUUGGAUAUGUAUUGAAAAAUGGAUUAAGUUGGGGAUAACUGUAAAUAUGCAUUCAUAUGAAGCAUUAAAAAGAUUCAUAAUGUUCUAUUUUUUAUAACCAUUUGAGUGAGU